Molecule: messenger RNA, 1363 nt
Organism: Postia placenta MAD-698-R-SB12
Lineage: Eukaryota; Fungi; Basidiomycota; Agaricomycetes; Polyporales; Adustoporiaceae
Exons: 7
Coding region: 1-1245 (414 amino acids)
Biological process (GO): proteolysis
Cellular component (GO): fungal-type vacuole
Molecular function (GO): aspartic-type endopeptidase activity
Source: RefSeq, a predicted model, not a curated record
AUGUUGCUCAAGGCUGCCCCCCUCAUCCUGCUACCCCUUGCUGCCGCCGCGGGCGGUGUUCACAAGCUCAAGCUCAGCAAGCUACCCCAGACACUCGCCAAUCCGGAGCUUGAGAGUGCAUACCUCGUGGAGAAGUAUGGCGGCGAGGUGCAGACGCCCCUCAUGGGUGCUGGCGGCGCGGGGCGCAACGUGCGUCUCGCCCGGCCCUCACACCAGGAUGGGGAGCCCCUCUUCUGGACCCAGGAGGAUGCGCUCGCGAACGGAGGACACAGUGUUCCCCUCAGCAAUUUUAUGAAUGCUCAAUACUUUGCUGAGAUCGAGCUUGGCUCGCCGGCACAAUCUUUCAAGGUUAUUUUGGAUACGGGGUCGAGUAACCUCUGGGUCCCAAGCACCAAGUGCAGCUCGAUUGCAUGCUUCCUCCACGCCAAGUACGAUUCCAGCUCCUCGUCGACUUACAAGGUGAACGGAACCGAGUUCUCGAUCCAAUAUGGUUCGGGCUCUAUGGAGGGCUUCGUGUCCCAGGAUACCUUGAAGAUCGGAGAUCUCAGCAUCAAGCACCAGGAUUUCGCAGAGGCAACGAAGGAGCCAGGCUUGGCGUUUGCGUUCGGCAAGUUCGAUGGCAUCCUCGGUCUUGCCUACAACACUAUCUCGGUCAACCAUAUCACGCCUCCGUUUUACAACAUGAUUGACCAAGGUCUCAUUGACUCCCCUGUGUUCUCGUUCCGCCUAGGCUCGUCGGAAGAGGAUGGUGGAGAGGCCAUCUUCGGUGGUGUUGACCACUCUGCUUACUCGGGUUCCAUCCACUAUGUCCCUGUCCGCCGCAAGGCAUACUGGGAGGUUGAGCUCGAGAAAGUUGCCCUUGGUGAUGACGAGCUGGAGCUUGAGAACACCGGCGCUGCGAUUGACACCGGUACUUCUCUCAUUGCUUUGCCCACUGACAUGGCGGAGAUGCUCAACACCCAGAUUGGUGCCCAGAGGCAAUGGAAUGGCCAGUAUACCGUGGAUUGCGCUACGGUUCCCAAUCUCCCCGAGCUCACUUUAACGUUCAGCGGCAAGCCCUACCCGCUCAAGGGUACAGACUAUAUCCUUGAGGUCCAGGGCACUUGCAUGUCUGCAUUCACUGGCAUGGAUAUCCAGAUGCCCGGCGGUGGCUCACUUUGGAUCGUCGGUGACGUCUUCCUCCGUCGCUACUACACGGUGUAUGACCUUGGCAACAAUGCUGUCGGUUUUGCUGAGGCGGUUUAAUUUGCGCUCAUGACCUGCCAUUUCUUGUCCUCGUCACAUCUUUUCGUUACGACAGUCCGCGUUUGCAUGUUCAUUGUACUGUAGUCCUGCAAUUCGACGUUAUGGUUGAGACGCGCUA